AUGGUCGAUCGAAAACGAAAGCGACAAUAUUUGUGUAAUAAAUCGAAAUGGAAAAAAAUUAAAAGCGGUAUUUCCGGAUUACUUUUCACAUGUGAAGGUAAAGAAAAACAAGCUGUGCGAGAGGUUUACAAUAUUCUCCAUGAAAUUAUUGAAAAACGAUUCAUUUAUAAUGCAGAAUUCACGAACAACAUCGACCAGUCGAAGAAUUAUGAGGAAAAGAUGUGUUCAGCAAGAUGUGUAAUGAAAUGGGAUCAGGAUUCUGAAGAAGAAAUCGCCGAUUCCGUUAAAAGAUUCUGUGAUCAAGCCCGUGAUGUAAAAACUUGUUGUAGUGAAAAAAAGGACAUAUGGCAGUUGCACUCAGGCGUGCGGAAUUGCUUGUUUUUUGCUCUUAAUGAGAGAUAUUCGAAGGUAGUGUAUGAAAUAGCUGAUUAUUUAAUAGAAAUGACGCGUCAGAAUCCAUGUUGUCGCUUUAUUCGUAAGGUAUAUCCUAUAGAGAUCACAUGUAAUGUCGACUUGAAAGAUAUUGAUCAGCAAAUUUCAUAUUUAAUUGCGCGUUAUUUCGCACCAAAUAUGGAUAAUACUUGGCCAUCUCAUUCGAUUGAAUUUAAAGCGAGUAACAACAAUAUUAUUAAUCGUUCGAUUGCGAUAGGAAUGACGGUAGAUGCGCUGAAAUUAAUAGCACCAGCAAGUCGAACAGAUUUCAACAAUCCGGAUAUAUCAAUUUUAUUUCGAGUUAUCAACAAAACUGUUAUGCUUUCAUGUAUUCGUAAUUUCAUGCAGAAACGUAAAAUGAGUCUUUCAUUCAAAAAUAAUUAA
Messenger RNA from Dracunculus medinensis (Guinea worm), 816 nucleotides. The record is from the annotation of a GenBank genome assembly. NCBI's taxonomy places the organism in Eukaryota, Metazoa, Nematoda, Chromadorea, Rhabditida, Dracunculidae.